CUCGUCGCCGCCUCUCUCUCUCUCGUCUCUCGUCGCCGCUUGCAGUUUCCGGCUACCAAAAUCAGUAGAAUUUUAAGGCCACAGCGGUGGAUUCUGCCGGAACAAUGACGAGAAAGCCCAUGCUUGCCUUGGAGAUUAAUUUGAUCUCAGCGCAGAAUCUCAAACCCCCCUCCGCCAAUCUACGCCGAAUGCAAACCUACGCAGUAGUCUGGGUCGACCCCAGCCACAAGGUCAAGACCCGAACCGACCGGGUCGGCGGCGAGAACCCAACCUGGAACGACAGGCUCUUCUUCAGUGUCAGCCCGGAGUUUCUCUCCAGUGAGACCUCAGCCGUCUCCAUCGAGAUCUAUGCCGUCGGUUACCUUCGCCACCAUAUGGUUGGUACCGUACGAUUCCUCGCCAGCAACUUACCGCCCGCCGUCCUAUCCGGUUCGAGCAUCCCCUCCUUCUCCGCGGUCCAUAUCCGCCGCCCCUCUGGAAGAAUACACGGUGUCCUGAACAUCGGAGCCGCGGUAAUCGUUCGCUCUCACUUCCCGGCAUUGGACCGAAGGCCCGCCAUCGGAUACCGCGAGCAAGUGGGGGAGAACAAGCACAAGUACCUUGGGGCAUGCUGGUAGACAAAUGCAGCGAAUGGAGCAUGUUGUUAGACAAUUGCAGCGAAUGAAGCAAGGUA
This is a messenger RNA of Corylus avellana, 673 nucleotides long. RefSeq lists its product as uncharacterized. The record is from RefSeq and is a predicted model, not a curated record. Gene Ontology annotation, biological process: defense response. Lineage: Eukaryota; Viridiplantae; Streptophyta; Magnoliopsida; Fagales; Betulaceae.